Molecule: messenger RNA, 228 nt
Organism: Gongylonema pulchrum
Lineage: Eukaryota; Metazoa; Nematoda; Chromadorea; Rhabditida; Gongylonematidae
Source: the annotation of a GenBank genome assembly
AUGCGAGUCGGUAUUCAUACCGGACGAGCGCACUGCGGUGUCCUCGGUCUUAAGAAGUGGCAGUUCGACGUUUGGAGCGACGAUGUGACUCUUGCAAAUCACAUGGAAAGCGGUGGAUUGCCAGGAUUGGUAAUGCUUUUUAUCACCCCAGUAGCGAUAUCUGCUGCCAAGAAUUUUGGCACCAUUAUUGCUCGGGCCGAUCAGGAUUUGCAUCAUCUUAGUAGUUAA